Molecule: messenger RNA, 1143 nt
Organism: Ochotona curzoniae (black-lipped pika)
Lineage: Eukaryota; Metazoa; Chordata; Mammalia; Lagomorpha; Ochotonidae
Gene: SERPINB7
Product: serpin family B member 7
Exons: 7
Coding region: 1-1143 (380 amino acids)
Biological process (GO): negative regulation of endopeptidase activity
Molecular function (GO): serine-type endopeptidase inhibitor activity
Source: RefSeq, a predicted model, not a curated record
AUGGGCUCCCUUGCUGCAGCAAACGCAGAAUUUUGCUUCAAUCUCUUCAGAGAGAUGGAUAGCAAUCACAGUAAUGGAAACGUUUUCUUCUCCUCUCUGAGCCUCUUCACAGCACUGGCACUGGUCCGUCUGGGCGCCCGAGGGGACUGUGCUGCUCAGAUUGACCAGAUGCUUCAUUUCCACAGCUCCUCAGGACACAGGAACUCCUCCACCAGUCAGCCAGGACUCCAAUCUCAACUGAAAAGAGUUCUUGCUGAUAUAAAUGCAUCGCACAAGGAUUAUGAACUAAGCAUCGUCAAUGGUGUUUUUGCAGAAAAAGUGUUUGAUAUUCAUAGGAAUUACAUGGAGUGUGCCAAAAAACUGUACAAUGCCAAAGUGGAACGAGUAGACUUUACAAAUGAUAUAGAAGAUACCAGAUAUAAAAUUAAUAAAUGGAUUGAAAAUGAGACAAAUGGCAAAAUCAAGAGUGUGUUUUCUGAUGGUAGCAUAAGCUCAUCCGCCGUCAUGGUGCUUGUGAAUGCCGUGUACUUCAAAGGCAAGUGGGAAUCCGCCUUCACCAAGAGGGAAACACUCCAUUGCCGUUUCAGAUCUCCCACGUGUUGGGGGAAAUCAGUGGCCAUGAUGCAUCAAGAGCGGCGGUUCAACCUAUCUUCCAUUCAGUACCCACCCAUGCAGGUUCUUGAGCUCAGAUACCAUGGGGGCAUAAGCAUGUACAUUUUGCUGCCUCAGAGUGACCUGUCACAAAUUGAAAACAACCUAUCCUUUCGGAAUCUAAUGGAGUGGACCAAUCCAAAAAGAAUGAAAUCUCAGUAUGUUGAGGUGUUUCUGCCGCAGUUCAAAAUAGAGAAGGAUUAUGAAAUCAAAGAACACCUGAGAGCCCUGGGGCUGAAUGACAUCUUUGAUGAAUCAAGAGCUGACCUCUCCGGGAUAGCCUCCGGAGGCCGCCUCUACAUAUCGAAGCUGAUGCAUAAAUCGUUCAUAGAGGUUUCCGAGGAGGGCACCGAGGCUACGGCCGCCACGGGAAACGACAUCGUUGAGAAGCAGCUCCCCGACUCCACAGUGUUUAGAGCUGAUCACCCAUUCCUGUUUGUUAUCCGGAAGGAUGACAUCAUCUUAUUUAGUGGCAAAGUCUCUUGCCCUUGA